Eleginops maclovinus (Patagonian blennie) is the source of this 1071-nucleotide messenger RNA. It is a transcript of the gene cldn15la, whose product is annotated as claudin 15-like a. Gene Ontology annotation, molecular function: structural molecule activity. The transcript has 5 exons. The record is from RefSeq and is a predicted model, not a curated record. Lineage: Eukaryota; Metazoa; Chordata; Actinopteri; Perciformes; Eleginopidae. The coding region runs from base 142 to 801 and encodes 219 amino acids. Gene Ontology annotation, biological process: bicellular tight junction assembly; cell adhesion. Gene Ontology annotation, cellular component: plasma membrane; bicellular tight junction.
UAGGUUAGAGAUACAGACGUCACAUUAACAGCAGGAGAACAGACUGACUUCGCCCUCUCCGGCUUUACCACCAAACCAAGGCCCUGCCACUGUUGAAGGCUUUUCUUGAGAUUACUCUUUGGAUUUCUCUUCUUUGCCACGAUGUCGACGGCUGUGGAAGCGACCGGGUUCAUCAUGUGCAUGAUCAGCUGGCUGAUCACCGGCUCCGCGCUGGCCAACGACUACUGGAAGAUCUCCACGGUGUCUGGCAGCGUCAUCAUCUCUCAGAGGCAGUUCGAGAACCUGUGGCAUGCCUGCGCCGAAAACAGCGCCGGCAUCGCCGAGUGUCGAGACUUCGAGUCGCUGCUCGCCCUCCCCGCUCACAUCCAGGCGUGCCGCGCUCUGAUGAUCAUCUCUCUGAUGCUCGGACUCGGCGCAAUGGUCGUCUCUCUGCUCGGACUCAAGUGCAUCAAGAUCGGAACGGCCACCGACCAAACCAAGGCCAAGAUGGCCGUCAUCGGGGGAAUCCUGAGCAUACUUGGUGGUCUGUGCUGCAUGAUAGCAGCUUCGUGGUACGCCUCCAGAGUCGUGGAGGACUUCCAUGAUCCGUUCACCGGGGGCGUGAAGUUUGAGCUGAGCACAGGUCUCUACAUGGGGUGGGGAGGGUCGUGUCUCUCCAUCCUGGGAGGAGCCUUCCUCUGCUCGGCCUGUAAGAGAGCCUCACCUGCAGGAAAGAAAGGCGGCUACUAUGGAAACAAGCCUCAGAAAGUCUACACUGCAACAGCCAAAUCUGACCCAGAUUCAGGCAGAGCAUACGUCUAAACACACACACACACACACACACACACACACACACACACACACACACACACACACACACACACACACACACACACACACACACACACACACACACACAGUGUAGUUUGUUUUCUGUCCUAGUGAAGUCUUUGCUUAUUUUUCUAGAGUUUUUGAGGUGGAAUCUGAAAUGGUAAAUGUUGGGGAAGAUUUGAGGAUGAUUGUGUGAUUCUGUUUAAAUGUAAUGCUAUCUGAAUAAAGUUUGUGUUACCUAAUAAAUGAUGUUUCUAUAAA